AUGCCUCCUGGAGCUGAAAUUGAUACAUUGCUAUCCCAAGUCGUCCUGAGAGGAUUGGGAGACAAGCUCUAUGAUAAGCGCAAGGCAGCUGCUUUGGAAGUAGAGCAGCUGGUCAAGACGUUAGCCAAGGAGGGGAAUUGGGCAUCAGUGGUGCAAAUUCUGGACCACCUCAUAGAAGACUAUGCAUACUCCCCGCAAGCAAACUGCAGGAAGGGUGGUCUGCUGGCACUGGCAGCUGCUGCUGUUGCUCUGGCCGAAAGAAAGCAGGAAUGGGCUGGCCCGGACUACUUGGCUGUCGUGGUGCCGCCAGUGCUGAAUUCUUUGGUGGAUGCCGACGCUCGUGUGCGGUAUUACGCCUGCGAGGCGCUUUACAACAUCGCCAAGGUGUCCAGGGACGACUUCCUGGAGCCGCACUUCAACUGCACCUUUGAUGCCCUCUUCCGGCUGGUGGCGGACCCAGACCCGGCCGUGAACCAGGCCACCACCUUCCUGGACGCCCUCAUGAAGGACAUUGUGACUGCGCACGAGCACUUCAACAUGGACGAGUUUGUGGGGCAGUUCCAGACGGCGCUGAAGGUGACAGCGCCUCGCAAGCGCGCGUUCCUGCUGUCCUGGAUGCAGGUGCUGGCCAGCGUGCCCGACCUGGACAUGCUGGCGCACCUGCCCCUCUUCCUGGGCUCCCUCCUGGACUGCCUCUGCGACCCCUUUGGCGAAGUCAGGGCCCAGGCAACCAAGGUCUUGCAGGAUCUGCUCAUGGAGGUCCAGUCAGCGAGCACGCAGAAUCUGGACUACCAGGCGCUGGCGACUGUGCUGGUGGACGCGGCAAAGAGUGGAGACGAUGCCAUUAGAUUGACAGCGCUACGGUGGCUCCGCUCCUUUGUGGUGGACGCCAAAGCUGAGCUGCUGCCGCUCUAUGCAAUCAUCCUGCAGGCCAUCCUGCCGGCUCUGUCAUCCAGCACCCCUGAAAUCCAGCAGGUUGCACGAGAAGCCAACGCUGAACUGCUAGACCUCCCAGCUGGCUGGGAGGCGGCGGACCCCGCAGCGCUGCUGGCUGCAGUGGCCAACGAGCUGCACAGCCUGCAGGAGCCCACCCGCAUGGCUGCUCUGCUCUGGCUGAACACCCUGCUGUCCAAGUCACGCCGCACAGUGCUGGAGCAUUUGGACGUGCUGCUGCCGUCGCUGUUUGAUGCGCUGCACGCGCCGUCGGAGCGGGUGGUGGUCGAGGCGCUGUCUGUGCAGGCCGCCAUCGCUGCCGACGAUCCGCAGCAGUUCCGCACCCUCAUGAAGGAGCUCCUGGACCGGUUCCGGGGCCCGAGUGGGGCGCGGCUGCUGCAGCGGCGGGGCAGCCUGGUGGUGCGGCGGCUGGCGACGCGGCUGGGCGGCCGCGCGGUGCUGAGCAUGCUGAGCAGCAUCCUGGAGGAGGAGCGCGACCUGCCCUUCGCGGCCGCCCUCGUCCAGGCCCUCAACCUCAUCCUCCUCACCGCCCCGGAGCUGAAGGAUCUGCGGAUGUCGCUCCGGAGUGCGGGUCGCUCCAAGGAGGGCGCGCAGCUGUUCACCACGCUCUACCGCUCCUGGUGCCAUAGCCUGGGCGCCGUGCUGUCCCUGUGCUUCCUCAGCGAGGCGUACGGGCACGCGUAUGAGCUGGCGUCCUGCUUUGCGGAGCUGCCCAUGGGAGUGGAGGUGCUGGUGCAGAUCGACCGCCUUGUGCAGCUGCUCGAGACUCCCGUAUUCAACUUCCUGCGGCUCCAUCUGUUGCAUCCAGCACGCUACCCCGCCCUUCUCUGGAGCAUGUACGCGCUGCUCAUGCUGCUGCCGCAGAGCGAGGCAUUUAAGACACUGCAUGCGCGGCUGCACUCGGUGCCCACCGUCACACUGCUCAAAAUGGAUGGCCAGCCCCCAGCCCAAGGGCUCAGCCCCAAGGAGGCAGCCCCCCGCCGCAGCCAGGACUUCCCUACAGAUCACAGGCCCAAGGACGACAUGAACGGCGUCUGGAAGCAGAUAUCCUCGGGCAGCACUGCAAGCUCCAAUUCGAGCAGCGCUGGCGGCGCGGAGAUACCCUUUGGCGAGCUGCUGGCCCUCUUCCGCAGGCGACAGCUGGCACACGCCCAGCACGAAGAGCAGCGCCGCAGCAGCGCAUUCGAAGCUGAGCCGGAGGAUACUCUUCUACGCACGCUGGUGGGCCUGUCAGCGGUCAACUUGGAGCCUGCAGACGGCACACUGUCAGCCACUCGACGGACAAUGUCUGAUACAAAUGCGCUUGCUCUGUGAGCUGCGACGCAGAGACUGCAUGCUUGUAUCUUCAAUUUUGAGUGUUUCGUUCGAGUCCUUCUCUGGCUUUAUUACCUGCUGUUCAAGAUUGAGAAUAUGGGUGCAGAAGGUUUGUGUACAACGAAUGCCUUUUGGAUAAUGGACGAUGAGCAAUUGUGCAAGAAUCUUGAAGUGAGCAAACACAUUUAAUGCUGCUGUUCACUCUAAAUGAGAGAUUAAUGCUGGCUGGC
This is a messenger RNA of Coccomyxa subellipsoidea C-169, 2498 nucleotides long. Its product is annotated as ARM repeat-containing protein. The record is from RefSeq and is a predicted model, not a curated record. The transcript is spliced from 13 exons. Gene Ontology annotation, cellular component: PAS complex; endosome membrane. Gene Ontology annotation, biological process: phosphatidylinositol biosynthetic process; positive regulation of kinase activity. Bases 1 to 2268 code for a protein of 755 amino acids. Lineage: Eukaryota; Viridiplantae; Chlorophyta; Trebouxiophyceae; Coccomyxaceae.